AUGGACCUGUCCCCGAACCCCGAGAGCCCGGGAGGCGGUGGUGAUGGCGGCGGAGGCGGAGGCGGAGGCGGAGCCGGUGGAUCGAGCAGCGGGGCGUCUUCGUCGGCGCCGGGCGGCGGCGGCGGCACGCCGCAGACGCCGAGCCGGUACGAGGCGCAGAAGCGGCGGGACUGGAACACGUUCGGGCAGUACCUGCGGAACCACCGGCCGCCGCUGAGCCUGGCGCAGUGCAGCGGCGCGCACGUGCUGGAGUUCCUGCGGUACCUGGACCAGUUCGGCAAGACCAAGGUCCACACGGCGCCGUGCCCCUUCUUCGGCCACCCGAACCCGCCGGCGCCGUGCCCCUGCCCGCUGCGCCAGGCGUGGGGCAGCCUCGACGCGCUGGUGGGCCGCCUCCGCGCCGCCUUCGAGGAGAACGGUGGCCGCCCGGAGUCCAACCCCUUCGCGGCGCGCGCCGUCCGCCUCUACCUCCGCGAGGUCCGCGAGCACCAGGCCCGCGCGCGCGGCGUCAGCUACGAGAAGAAGAAGCGCAAGAAGCCGCAGACGCCUGAUCACGCCCGCGGCAGCGGCAGCGGAGGCCAAGGCCCUCACCACCCGCCGCCUCCGGCCCCGCCGUCCGCCGGCGCGGCGUGCUGA
Miscanthus lutarioriparius is the source of this 636-nucleotide messenger RNA. The record is from the annotation of a GenBank genome assembly. Lineage: Eukaryota; Viridiplantae; Streptophyta; Magnoliopsida; Poales; Poaceae.